Molecule: messenger RNA, 303 nt
Organism: Lathyrus sativus (Indian pea)
Lineage: Eukaryota; Viridiplantae; Streptophyta; Magnoliopsida; Fabales; Fabaceae
Source: the annotation of a GenBank genome assembly
AUGGCAUUUCGUUUACCUUUGAUGAUGCAAGCUAAGAAGCAUAUCCUCUGCCGCACACUUUCAAGAGGUAAAAAAGUGUUGUCAGCUAAUAGUAAUAUACCAAAAGGAUAUUUAGCAGUAUAUGUUGGAGAAGAGAAAAAGAAGAGAUUUGUGGUUCCAAUAUCAUAUUUGCAUCAACCUGCUUUUCAACAAUUUCUUUGUAAAGCUGAAGAAGAAUUUGGAUUUAAUCAUCCAAUGGGUGGUCUCACCAUUCCUUGCAGAGAAGAGGUCUUUGUUAAUGUCACUUCUCAAUUGGAACCUUAA